Solanum dulcamara is the source of this 752-nucleotide messenger RNA. Its product is annotated as NAD(P)H-quinone oxidoreductase subunit O, chloroplastic. Gene Ontology annotation, cellular component: plasma membrane. NCBI's taxonomy places the organism in Eukaryota, Viridiplantae, Streptophyta, Magnoliopsida, Solanales, Solanaceae. The record is from RefSeq and is a predicted model, not a curated record. Bases 48 to 530 code for a protein of 160 amino acids. Gene Ontology annotation, molecular function: oxidoreductase activity, acting on NAD(P)H, quinone or similar compound as acceptor. The transcript is spliced from 6 exons.
GUUAUAUCUCAAGAAAAAAAAAAAGAGAGAAAAAAAAAUCAAUUGAAAUGGCUUUCUCUGCAGCAUUUUCACAGACCUCCUUCAUAUAUUCUUCACCUUUCUCACAAACAAGAAAAAGUAGAAUUAAUUAUACCCCUUUUAUUAUUAAAGCAGAAAAUAAUUCAUCUGAACCAAAAGAAAAUAAUGAGAAACAAAAAUCCCAACAAGCAGCAGCAACAGCAACUUCCUCUAGUACAACAGCCACUGCAACAAAGCCUAAAAAACCUGUCUAUUCUAUGAAGAAAGGUCAAAUAGUCAGGGUGGAUAAGGAGAAGUAUCUCAAUAGCAUCAAUUAUUUGUCUGUUGAUCAUCCACCUUAUUACAAAGGCCUGGACUACAUAUAUGAAGACCGUGGUGAGGUAUUGGAUAUUCGCAUAUUUGAGACAGGAGAAUAUGCACUUAUUGGAUGGAUUGGAAUACCAACUGCACCAGCUUGGCUUCCAACAGAUAUGCUAAUCAAGUCUGAUAAGCUGGAUUACGAGAGAAUAUAGUAGCAAGUCUACAGUUUCAGACCAGUACAUGCCAGACAAUAGUACAUCAAAGUGGAGCAUCAGAUUGACAACUGAUCAUUGAAGAUGAAGAGAGAUGAGAUGGAGACACCUCCAGAUUUAUUUUUACUGAUUGCUAGAUAUAUUAUUAUUUAUCCUUGAAGAUCACUCAAUUAUCUUCUCGGUUGAUACUAAUAAUCGUCAAAUUAACUAUUACGAGCUUAA